AUGUACACCCACCAGAACGGAGCAGAGAGGCGGCCCGGCCGCAGUGGUGGACCUCCGCAGUGACACCGUCACCAAGCCCUGUGCUGAGAUGAGAAGAGCGAUGGCCGAGGCGGAAGUUGGGGACGAUGUGUAUGGAGAAGAUCCCACCAUGAACCAGAUUCAGCGCCAGGCCGCCCAACUGUUCGGAAUGCAGGACGCGCUCUUCAUGUGCACCGGCACAAUGGCCAAUCUGACGGCAGUGAUGAGUCAUUGUCGGAGGAGAGGGGCCGAGGUCCUGCUGGGGGACGAAUCUCACAUGUACAUCUAUGAGCAGGGGAACAUGGCGCAGGUGGCGGGAGUGUUUCCUCGCCCAGUGAGGACACUAAAAGAUGGUCGUCUGGACCUGGAAGACCUGGAAAGUAAAAUCCAGCACUGGUACCCGGAUGUCCAUUUCGCACAGACGCAACUCAUCUGCCUGGAGAACAGCCACAACCGCAUGGGGGGGCGCGUCCUUCCGAUCUCCUACAUGAAAGAGGUGCGGGACAUCGCUGAUCGCUAUGGGCUGAAGAUCCAUCUGGAUGGGGCCCGGCUGAUAAAUGCCGCCGUGUCGCUGGGGGUGGAGCCUGCAGAGAUUGUGAAAUACUGCGACUCCGUGUCCCUCUGUCUGUCCAAGGGACUCGGGGCUCCAGUGGGCUCACUGCUGGGCGGGACGGCAGAAUUCGUGGCAGACGCACGGCGAAUCAGGAAGAUGCUUGGAGGAGGGAUGCGCCAGGCUGGUGUAAUGGCAGCCCCUGGAUUGGUCGCAUUGAAACAUGCGCGGGAAAACCUGACAUUGGAUCACCAAAAUGCCAAAACAUUUGCCAAAGGUAAGAGUGCAGACGCCGGGUGA
Molecule: messenger RNA, 868 nt
Organism: Staurois parvus
Lineage: Eukaryota; Metazoa; Chordata; Amphibia; Anura; Ranidae
Source: the annotation of a GenBank genome assembly